ACACGUUUAAAGCAAUUUGUAUGAGACAAGGUUAACCUAGAAUACCGUUAAUACACGUGUUUUGAAAUAUCAUAACUUGGAGCAUUAACGGCUUGUCAAAAUACGCUUAAACAAGUAAGACUGAGUAACGUCGCAGUAAUGGAAGACGUUGAAUUUUAACUCUGCAAGUAACGAGUAAAGUGAAGGGAAAAUAAGUGUAUAAAUAGAAGCUAAUGCACGAUCAUAUUUACAGAUAAUGUUGUUAAUGUGUGCAAACAAGAAGUAUCAUCUAUAUCGAGCUCUCACGAAUCAUCAUUUAUGACAAUUUUUAUCCAGUCCACAUAGCAAAGUUAAAACCGAAAGUUAAAGACAGGAAACUUCGAAUUAAUACCUUGAUUGAAAAGGAUUCGGUAUCUUCCGUGAAGAUACUGCAUUUUGCAGAAAUGGUGAAAGAAGGGUCAGGUGAAUCUGCUAGAGAUGUACAGCUAAUAUGUUCGGAUGACGAGGGGUCCAUUCGCUCGCCAUCCGACAAGCAGCAAAGGCCAAUGGCUACGGUACCGGUCAAGGUACAAAUGAAAAAGCAAUUGGGCCUUUUAGAAGGGACAGCUAUUAUAUUGGGAAUUAUAUUUGGUUCAGGCAUUUUUAUCUCACCAAAGGGAGUGAUACAGGAAGUGGGUAGUGUAGGACUAUCUCUAAUCAUAUGGGUGCUAUGCGGUCUGCUCUCUAUGGUAGGUGCCUUGUGUUAUGCGGAGCUGGGUACUAGUAUACCUCGCAGUGGAGGAGAUUAUGCUUAUAUUCACGAAGCCUUUGGGGCAUUGCCUUCAUUUUUGUACUUAUGGGCCGCAAACUUAAUUUUUGUACCCACGACGAACGCGAUCAUGGGACUGACAUUUGCUCAGUAUGUUGUAAAACCAUUUUUUCCUAAUUGCGACACUCCAGAUGGCGGUGUGCGACUAAUCGCCGCUCUGAGUAUAUGUUUACUCACCUUUAUCAAUUGUUACGACGUGAAAGAGACGUCGAAGAUACAGAAUAUAUUUAUGUUCGCUAAAAUUGGGGCACUGAUGAUUAUCAUUAUAGCUGGAUUAGUCUGGCUCUGUUUAGGACACGGAGAAAACUUCAAGAACACUUUCGAAAAUACAAAUACCGAUCCUGGCAAAAUCGCUGUGGCUUUUUACUCUGGCAUAUUUUCUUACUCGGGCUGGAAUUAUUUGAAUUUUAUGACGGAAGAACUAAAAAAUCCUUAUGUAAACUUACCACGUGCAAUUUAUAUAUCACUGCCGUUGGUGACCUUGAUAUAUGUUAUGGCAAAUGUGGCUUAUCUAGCCGUUUUAACUCCGACUGCUAUGAUCGCUUCCAACGCAAUCGCUGUGACCUUCGGUAAUCAACUUCUCGGAUAUAUGGCCUGGCUAAUACCUGUAAUGGUAGCUGUGUCCGCUUUCGGAGGACUGAGCGUUCACAUUAUGACAUCGUCCCGAAUGUGUUUUGUUGGCGCCAGAAAUGGUCACUUUCCCUCUAUGCUGAGUCACAUCAACAUGUCCAGGCUCACACCUACGCCUGCCCUGAUAUUUCUGUGCAUCCUGUCUCUCAUAAUGUUAUGCACGAGUGAUAUAUUUGUACUGAUCACAUAUUGCAGCAUAGUAGAAUCAUUCUUCAUUAUGAUCUCCGUAGCUGGAAUUUUAUGGCUACGUUAUAAAAGACCUAAUUUAGAACGACCGAUCAAGGUACCGUUGUGGCUACCCAUAUUGUUCGUAACGGUGUGUGUUUUCCUGAUUAUUGUACCAUGCUACGAAAGACCGUACGAAGUCGGUAUGGGCGUUCUGAUCACCGUGUCUGGCAUACCCGCCUAUUUCUUUGGUGUUGCUUGGAAAAGCAAACCAUUGUGGUUCCAGAAAAUAUACAUUAAAGCUACUCACGCUGUACAGAAGAUAUUUCUAUCUGCAAGGGAAGAGUUCGAAAUCGAUUAAGUAAACAACUUCAUAAUUGAAGUUGAUCAAAUGUACGUGUACCAAAGAUACUUAGAUAUUUGAGAAAAAGGCUUGAUUUUAUAUACAUAUAAAUACCAAAAUUGAAAAUAAUGAAUUGAAAUAUCAAGAUGCUACGAAAACGCAAGAUAGAGUUUUAGAAAUUAAAGGAUGUUAUAUUUAUAUUUAUAUUUAAUAUUUAUACUUAAAUUAUAGUUAGAAAUUGCAAAAGUGAAGUGAGAGAAUUGUAAAUGAUAAUUUAUAUUGGAAACUUGAUCUGGAAAUUGCAUUUUACAAUCUUUAAUAUUACUAAAGGUGUGUUGUUUGUUUGUUAUUGUGUGCAGUAUUAUUAAUAUUGUUCAUUACUAUUAUACUAUAUUGAGAAAUUUUUGAUGCUAUUAUACAUCAUUAUAUACUGUAUAUCGUUGCUAUUAUACACUAUUGUAUAAAAUACUGAUGUAUGCGAAAGUAUUGUAAGCAACUACUUAUUGUAAAACCUGUAUUUUGAUAAUGUCAGUAUAUUGCGAUAAAAGUAUCUACAUGUGUAUACCAAUACAUAUUAAAUUUAUUAAUUAAGAAA
This is a messenger RNA of Vollenhovia emeryi, 2520 nucleotides long. It is a transcript of the gene gb, whose product is annotated as Y+L amino acid transporter 2. Lineage: Eukaryota; Metazoa; Arthropoda; Insecta; Hymenoptera; Formicidae. The record is from RefSeq and is a predicted model, not a curated record. The transcript is spliced from 11 exons. Gene Ontology annotation, biological process: amino acid transmembrane transport. The coding region runs from base 423 to 1943 and encodes 506 amino acids. Gene Ontology annotation, molecular function: L-amino acid transmembrane transporter activity. Gene Ontology annotation, cellular component: membrane.